Messenger RNA from Octopus sinensis (East Asian common octopus), 1369 nucleotides. RefSeq names its product annexin A7-like. The record is from RefSeq and is a predicted model, not a curated record. The transcript is spliced from 4 exons. Gene Ontology annotation, cellular component: membrane. Bases 355 to 993 code for a protein of 212 amino acids. NCBI's taxonomy places the organism in Eukaryota, Metazoa, Mollusca, Cephalopoda, Octopoda, Octopodidae.
AAUUUAAUUUCCAAAAAUAUCCUAGCUGAACCUUGAAAAUACCUAACAAAAAUUAAAGAUUGUAACAGUUGAUUAUACAGCUGUUGUUUACGUGUAAGCUUUUCAAGAACUGCUGUACGUCUCACGGAAAGUAUUUCAUAAAGAAAACUGUUACACUUCAUAAAGCAACCUGUUCACUUUAGUGACGUAUCCUGUCACACUGGUUACGUGAUUACUGCUAACACUGCCCUCAUUUCACACUAAUAAGAAUAAUACUACUACUGAGAGAAAGGCGAGUAGGAUCCCGUCUAAUUUCGGAUUUUACUAAUUCACUGUUUUAUCGGGAGUUGCACGAAACAGCGGAGGUUCACAAGCAUGGAAGACAAUAACAAAACAACUGAGGAACCGGAAAAUGAUCCACCAGAAUACUCUGAAAAACCUGGAAACACACCUGCUUUUGCGAAUCCUUUGGCUUCUGAACAUCCCGGAGAAUCUGGAUAUCCACCGCCACCAGCAUAUGAACCACCACCCGGAUAUGAACCACAACCCGGAUAUCCACCACAAUUCGGAUUUCCACCACCACACGGAUAUCCACCACAACCCGGAUAUCCACCACAAUUUGGAUAUCCACCACAACCUGGAUAUCAACCACAACUCGGAUAUGCACCACAACCCGGAUACCCGUCACAACCACCAAUUGUGCUACAAGCACUGAAUCAACAACACCAAAACCCUGUUAUUAUACCAAACCAGCAAUCACAAUAUGUUGACGAUAAGCUGACUGCAGCAAUUCUUGUCACAAUUUUCUGCUUUUUUCCGACAGGUAUUCCUGCUAUUAUAUUUGCAUAUCAAGCAAACUCAAUGGCCCGAAUGGGAAAUAUAGCAGAUGCAAACGAAGCAAACAUUAAGGCAAGACAUUUCAUCAGAAUAUCAGUAAUUUUUGGUUUUAUAAUUACGCUUGGAACCAUCCUACCCCUUAUUAUAGUAUUUUCGGUUGUUAGCGGUAUUAAUUGAAGUGUGUUCUUUUUUUAUAUACUCGAUUAAUUUAUUUUUAAAUAUAUUGAGGACUUCAGUCAAUAAGGGGUAUAUUUCACAACAAAUGGCGAAUUUAAAUAUUGAACAAUGAUAUAUAAGCUUAUCGGUGAAUUCUAUGGCUUCAGCCUGAUUGCAAGAAUCCAUAAAGCAGUAAAACUAUGAGAGUAUAGAGAUAUUCCUGAAAGACUUUUACCAUUUCUUCUCUCCAAUUUUAUCAUCCUCGAAAGCAAUUGAUGUUGUUGUAUUUUGUUUUUAUCUGAAUCUUCUUCUUCAUUAUGACAAGAACUAUCAUAUUUGAGAAUAAUUUUAUAAGCACAAUUGUUAAAUAAAGCAAACUUUAAAACAUUUUUGAAAA